This is a messenger RNA of Seminavis robusta, 1251 nucleotides long. NCBI's taxonomy places the organism in Eukaryota, Bacillariophyta, Bacillariophyceae, Naviculales, Naviculaceae. The record is from the annotation of a GenBank genome assembly.
AUGACUGACAAGGAAAACAAGGAACACAUUUCUUUGGUGGUCACUGGCCAUGUGGAUGCUGGAAAGUCCACAACUGUGGGCCACUUGAUUUUCAAACAAGGAGGAAUCUCUGAAAGGGAGAUGGAAAAGUUGCAGCAAAAGGCUGCUGAACAAGGCAAGGCUUCCUUUGGCUUUGCUUACUACAUGGACACCAACAAGGAAGAGCGUGAACGCGGAGUCACUAUCCAAUCCAACACCAAGGACUUCUACACUGACAAGUACCACUACACCAUUGUUGAUGCCCCCGGCCACAAGGACUACAUCAAGAACAUGAUUACUGGCUCCUCAACUGCUGACGUUGGUCUUCUUCUUGUCCCUGCUGAGAAGGGAGGUUUUGAGGCAGCUAUUGCCAAGGCUGAUCCAAAGAUGGGAGUGGAGGAAGGCCAGACCCGCCAACAUGCUCGCCUCCUAUACCUCUUGGGUGUAGAGCAGAUCAUUGUGGGUGUGAACAAGAUGGAUUCUUGCAACUGGUCUGAGGAACGCUUUGAGGAGAUCAAGGCGGAAUUUGUCAAGAUGCUCCAGUUGAUUGGAUACAAACCGAAGAAGGUUCCAUUCAUCCCCUACUCUGGAUACAAUGAUGAUAACCUUGUGACUAAGACUGACAAAGCCCCAUGGUACAAAGGAUGGAAGGCCAACGGAGUUGGCCAAAUCAUUGCAGGUUCUGUUGAACAGGGUACUCUUCGUCCUGGUGAUGUCAUUGGAAUUGCCCCCGCUGGACUUACUGGAAAGAAAGUCUUCUCAAUUGAGCAACACAAGAAGAUCAUGGAAUCUGCUGGGCCAGGCAACUCUGUUGGAUUGUCCAUCAAGGGUAUUGGCAAAGAUGAGAAAGUAUCCCCAGGUGAUAUCAUCUAUCUUGAGAAGGAAGGAACACUCAACCCAGUCAAAUGCUUCACUGCUGUAGUUGCAGUGCAAGAACACCCAGGUGUACUCAAGCCUGGUUACACCCCUAUCGUGUUUUCGCGCACUGCCAAAGUUGCCUGCAAGAUGACCAAGAUUUUCUGGAAGCAGUCCAAAAAGACUGGAGGCCAAAAGGUUGAGAAUCCAACUGAGCUUCUGCAGUUUGAGUCUGCUGAGGUUGAGUUUGUGCCCCAGGCCCCAUUGUUCUUGGAACCUUUUGAGAAGGUUGCUGCAAUGGGACGCAUUGCUGUGAUGGACUCUAACCGCCUCAAGAUGCUGGGCAAAGUCACCUCCACUACAGAAGCCACCAGAUGA